This is a messenger RNA of Magnolia sinica, 1356 nucleotides long. RefSeq names its product GDSL esterase/lipase At5g03610-like. Gene Ontology annotation, molecular function: hydrolase activity, acting on ester bonds. The coding region runs from base 96 to 1160 and encodes 354 amino acids. The record is from RefSeq and is a predicted model, not a curated record. The transcript is spliced from 5 exons. Lineage: Eukaryota; Viridiplantae; Streptophyta; Magnoliopsida; Magnoliales; Magnoliaceae.
GCUCUUUGUUGUGACAUCCCUCCCAAGAUCACCUUUGGUUACAUUCAUCCUCUAUCCUUUUCUUUGGCGAGGCUAGCGGAACUCUGUCGGUGGAUAUGAUGACGGAGAAAGACAAGCUCUUCUUCUUUUCUCUUUUCAUCUUUCUAUUAGCUGGGAUUGAAGUGCAAGGUUCUCAUCAUCAUCAUCAUCACCGGCACCGUCGCCAAAACCUUCAAUUGCAGAAGCUCUUUGUCUUCGGUGACUCGUAUGCAGAUACUGGAAAUAUAAGGAAAUUGUUGGCUAACUCGUGGAAAGAGCCAUAUGGGAUCACCUUUCCUGGGAAGCCGAGCGGCCGGUUCUCCGAUGGCCGAGUCUUUACGGAUUACUUAGCAUCCUUCAUGGGAAUCCGAUCUCCCAUCCCCUACAGAUGGAAGGAUAUCGGCCCAAAACCGUUACGACAUGGAAUGAAUUUCGCUUAUGGUGGGACCGGAGUGUUCAAUACGUUAGUUCCUUUCCCAAACAUGACCACCCAAAUUGAUCUGUUUCAGCAGCUGAUCGAACGAGGGGUGUAUACAAAGUGGGACCUUCAAUACUCCAUGGCCCAUGUCUCUGUAGCCGGUAAUGACUACACCGCAUAUCAAGCCCGAAAUGGCUCCAUAGCAGGUAUACAAGACUUCAUCACAUCUUUAAUUAAUCAACUUACAUUAGAUCUAAAGCGCAUUACUGAUCUCGGUAUAAAAAAGAUCUCCGUAACGGGCCUUGAGCCCAUUGGAUGCCUGCCCCAGGUCACCGUUACUUCAUCCUACCAGAAGUGUGAUGACACGUUCAAUCAGGCCGCGAAUUUUCACAACCUCUUGUUGGAGAAUGCUGUGAAAGAUUUGAAUACAAAUGGCAACGGAUCGACAAUCAUGAUUUUAAAUCUCUACAAGGUCUUCGAUUCCAUAAUCAAGAGCCCAGGAAACCAAGGAAGGUGGAAGUUUGAGAAUCCCUUGACGCCUUGUUGCAAAGGAGUGAGCAGUGCAUUCUCAUGUGGGAACCUAGAUGGAAAUGGUACCAAGAUGUAUACGGUGUGUGAAAGGCCAGAGUCUGCUUUCUUUUGGGAUGGAGUACACCCUUCACAGACGGGCUGGGCUGCUAUCUCAUCAUCUUUGAAAACCGCUCUCUACAAUCUCUCGUCCUAACCCUUUAAGCGCUUGGUUUGUUUUCUGUUGGCUUUUCCAGUUGGGUUAGUUUACAUAUUCUAAUAAAAAUGCACAUUUUUUAAGCGCAUGAAGUUAGGGAAAUUUGUUUAAUAGAUUUUAUUUUUUGUUAUUAUUUUUUAAUUGUAAGCUGGGAACAAACCGUCUGAUUAAAUUACUUCGUGAAAAAUUGCUGUCA